This is a messenger RNA of Gorilla gorilla gorilla (western lowland gorilla), 8773 nucleotides long. It is a transcript of the gene KIDINS220, whose product is annotated as kinase D interacting substrate 220. Bases 182 to 4288 code for a protein of 1368 amino acids. The record is from RefSeq and is a predicted model, not a curated record. NCBI's taxonomy places the organism in Eukaryota, Metazoa, Chordata, Mammalia, Primates, Hominidae. Gene Ontology annotation, molecular function: PDZ domain binding; protein kinase regulator activity. Gene Ontology annotation, biological process: nerve growth factor signaling pathway. The transcript is spliced from 31 exons.
CGUGAUCUGUCAGUUCGCGGAGAGGGAAGAAUAUGGCCGCCGGGUGUGGUGAGGGCGACGCGCUUGCAGUCGCCGUCUCUUGCUUCCCCGUCCUCUGACAUCGCCUGCAGCCGAGCGGGCCCGUUCCGCCGGAGCUGAGGACCAGGUAUUCAAAUAAAGUUAAUUGCAGCUUUCUGUGAAAAUGUCAGUUUUGAUAUCACAGAGCGUAAUAAAUUAUGUAGAGGAAGAAAACAUUCCUGCUCUGAAAGCUCUUCUUGAAAAAUGCAAAGAUGUAGAUGAGAGAAAUGAGUGUGGCCAGACUCCACUGAUGAUAGCUGCCGAACAAGGAAAUCUGGAAAUAGUGAAGGAAUUAAUUAAGAAUGGAGCUAACUGCAAUCUGGAAGAUUUGGAUAAUUGGACAGCACUUAUAUCUGCAUCGAAAGAAGGGCAUGUGCACAUCGUAGAGGAACUACUGAAAUGUGGGGUUAACUUGGAGCACCGUGAUAUGGGAGGAUGGACAGCUCUUAUGUGGGCAUGUUACAAAGGCCGUACUGACGUAGUAGAGUUGCUUCUUUCUCAUGGUGCCAAUCCAAGUGUCACUGGUCUGCAGUACAGUGUUUACCCAAUCAUUUGGGCAGCAGGGAGAGGCCAUGCAGAUAUAGUUCAUCUUUUACUGCAAAAUGGUGCUAAAGUCAACUGCUCUGAUAAGUAUGGAACCACCCCUUUAGUUUGGGCUGCACGAAAGGGUCAUUUGGAAUGUGUGAAACAUUUAUUGGCCAUGGGAGCUGAUGUGGAUCAAGAAGGAGCUAAUUCAAUGACUGCACUUAUUGUGGCAGUGAAAGGAGGUUACACACAGUCAGUAAAAGAAAUUUUGAAGAGGAAUCCAAAUGUGAACUUAACAGAUAAAGAUGGAAAUACAGCUUUGAUGAUUGCAUCAAAGGAGGGACAUACGGAGAUUGUGCAGGAUCUGCUCGACGCUGGAACAUAUGUGAACAUACCUGACAGGAGUGGGGAUACUGUGUUGAUUGGCGCUGUCAGAGGUGGUCAUGUUGAAAUUGUUCGAGCGCUUCUCCAAAAAUAUGCUGAUAUAGACAUUAGAGGACAGGAUAAUAAAACUGCUUUGUAUUGGGCUGUUGAGAAAGGAAAUGCAACAAUGGUGAGAGAUAUCUUACAGUGCAAUCCUGACACUGAAAUAUGCACAAAGGAUGGUGAAACGCCACUUAUAAAGGCUACCAAGAUGAGAAACAUUGAAGUGGUGGAGCUGCUGCUAGAUAAAGGUGCUAAAGUGUCUGCUGUGGAUAAGAAAGGAGAUACUCCCUUGCAUAUUGCUAUUCGUGGAAGGAGCCGGAAACUGGCAGAACUGCUUUUAAGAAAUCCCAAAGAUGGGCGAUUACUUUAUAGGCCCAACAAAGCAGGCGAGACUCCUUAUAAUAUUGACUGUAGCCAUCAGAAGAGUAUUUUAACUCAGAUAUUUGGAGCCAGACACUUGUCUCCUACUGAAACAGACGGUGACAUGCUUGGAUAUGAUUUAUAUAGCAGUGCCCUGGCAGAUAUUCUCAGUGAGCCUACCAUGCAGCCACCCAUUUGUGUGGGGUUGUAUGCACAGUGGGGAAGUGGGAAAUCUUUCUUACUCAAGAAACUAGAAGAUGAAAUGAAAACCUUCGCCGGACAACAGAUUGAGCCUCUCUUUCAGUUCUCAUGGCUCAUAGUGUUUCUUACCCUGCUACUUUGUGGAGGGCUUGGUUUAUUGUUUGCCUUCACGGUCCACCCAAAUCUUGGAAUAGCAGUGUCACUGAGCUUCUUGGCUCUCUUAUAUAUAUUCUUUAUUGUCAUUUACUUUGGUGGACGAAGAGAAGGAGAGAGUUGGAAUUGGGCCUGGGUCCUCAGCACUAGAUUGGCAAGACAUAUUGGAUAUUUGGAACUCCUCCUUAAAUUGAUGUUUGUGAAUCCACCUGAGUUGCCAGAGCAGACUACUAAAGCUUUACCUGUGAGGUUUUUGUUUACAGAUUACAAUAGACUGUCCAGUGUAGGUGGAGAAACUUCUCUGGCUGAAAUGAUUGCAACCCUCUCGGAUGCUUGUGAAAGAGAGUUUGGCUUUUUGGCAACCAGGCUUUUUCGAGUAUUCAAGACUGAAGAUACUCAGGGUAAAAAGAAAUGGAAAAAAACAUGUUGUCUCCCAUCUUUCGUCAUCUUCCUUUUUAUCAUUGGCUGCAUUAUAUCUGGAAUUACUCUUCUGGCUAUAUUUAGAGUUGAUCCAAAGCAUCUGACUGUAAAUGCUGUCCUCAUAUCAAUCGCAUCUGUAGUGGGAUUGGCCUUUGUGUUGAACUGUCGUACAUGGUGGCAAGUGCUGGACUCGCUCCUGAAUUCCCAAAGAAAACGCCUCCAUAAUGCAGCCUCCAAACUGCACAAAUUGAAAAGUGAAGGAUUCAUGAAAGUUCUUAAAUGUGAAGUGGAAUUGAUGGCCAGGAUGGCAAAAACCAUUGACAGCUUCACUCAGAAUCAGACAAGGCUGGUGGUCAUCAUCGAUGGAUUAGAUGCCUGUGAGCAGGACAAAGUCCUUCAGAUGCUGGACACUGUCCGAGUUCUGUUUUCAAAAGGCCCGUUCAUUGCCAUUUUUGCAAGUGAUCCACAUAUUAUCAUAAAGGCAAUUAACCAGAACCUCAAUAGUGUGCUGCGGGAUUCAAAUAUAAAUGGCCAUGACUACAUGCGCAACAUAGUCCAUUUGCCUGUGUUCCUUAAUAGUCGUGGACUAAGCAAUGCAAGAAAAUUUCUCGUAACUUCAGCAACAAAUGGAGACGUUCCAUGCUCAGAUACUACAGGGAUACAGGAAGAUGCUGACAGAAGAGUUUCACAGAACAGCCUUGGGGAGAUGACAAAAGUUGGUAGCAAGACAGCCCUCAAUAGACGGGACACUUACCGAAGAAGGCAGAUGCAGAGGACCAUCACUCGCCAGAUGUCCUUUGAUCUUACAAAACUGCUGGUUACCGAGGACUGGUUCAGUGACAUCAGUCCCCAGACCAUGAGAAGAUUACUUAAUAUUGUUUCUGUGACAGGACGAUUACUGAGAGCCAAUCAGAUUAGUUUCAACUGGGACAGGCUUGCUAGCUGGAUCAACCUUACUGAGCAGUGGCCAUACCGGACUUCAUGGCUCAUAUUAUAUUUGGAAGAGACUGAAGGUAUUCCAGAUCAAAUGACAUUAAAAACCAUCUACGAAAGAAUAUCAAAGAAUAUUCCAACAACUAAGGAUGUUGAGCCACUUCUUGAAAUUGAUGGAGAUAUAAGAAAUUUUGAAGUGUUUUUGUCUUCAAGGACCCCAGUUCUUGUGGCUCGAGAUGUAAAAGUCUUUUUGCCAUGCACUGUAAACCUAGAUCCCAAACUACGGGAAAUUAUUGCAGAUGUUCGUGCUGCCAGAGAGCAGAUCAGUAUUGGAGGACUGGCGUACCCCCCGCUCCCUCUACAUGAGGGUCCUCCUAGGGCGCCAUCAGGGUACAGCCAGCCCCCAUCCGUGUGCUCUUCCACGUCCUUCAAUGGGCCCUUCGCAGGUGGAGUGGUGUCACCACAGCCUCACAGCAGCUAUUACAGCGGCAUGACGGGCCCUCAGCAUCCCUUCUACAACAGGCCAUUCUUUGCCCCAUACCUUUACACGCCAAGGUAUUACCCUGGCGGCUCCCAACAUCUCAUCUCACGUCCAUCAGUAAAAACGAGUUUGCCCAGAGAUCAGAACAAUGGCCUAGAAGUUAUCAAGGAGGAUGCUGCUGAGGGGCUUUCUUCACCCACAGACUCCUCGAGGGGGUCAGGCCCAGCCCCAGGCCCAGUGGUAUUACUGAAUUCACUGAAUGUGGAUGCAGUAUGUGAGAAGCUGAAACAAAUAGAAGGGCUGGACCAGAGUAUGCUGCCUCAGUAUUGUACCACGAUCAAAAAGGCAAACAUAAAUGGCCGUGUGUUAGCUCAGUGUAACAUUGAUGAACUGAAGAAAGAGAUGAAUAUGAAUUUUGGAGACUGGCACCUUUUCAGAAGCACAGUACUAGAAAUGAGAAACGCAGAAAGCCAUGUGGUCCCUGAAGACCCACGUUUCCUCAGUGAGAGCAGCAGUGGCCCAGCCCCGCACGGUGAGCCUGCUCGCCGCGCUUCCCACAACGAGCUGCCUCACACCGAGCUCUCCAGCCAGACGCCCUACACACUCAACUUCAGCUUCGAAGAGCUGAACACGCUUGGCCUGGAUGAAGGUGCCCCUCGUCACAGUAAUCUAAGUUGGCAGGAAGAAAAUGCUGGCCUUGAGAUAGAUAGCUCUUCAGAGGAUCCAGAUUAAACUAAGUUCGAGUCACUUCCCACAGUUGACUUCCUCACCAAAUAAUAAGGGGGUGAAGAAGACUCGGCCUACCUACUACUCAGUAAUCCUGCUGUCCAGUCAACUGGAGAAGAGAGAUUUGUUCACCUCUACUAGUUUUAUUUAUUCUUAGUAGUUGUAGAAUUUAAAUUGGUUUUAAUGAAAUGUUCCUUUUAUGAAAUUUUAAAUAAAAGCCAUUUAGUGUAUAUUUGGUAUAGCAAGAAGCAUGUGAAUAAGCUCUAUAUAACCUGACAUUGCGCAUCUUACAGCAUCCUCUUGGUCAGAUGUCUAAUAAAAAGAUUGUUAUUUUCAAAUUUGUCAUAGUUCCUGCAACUUGCACUUUUUAAAGCUGUGUUUAUGAGAAUUUAUAGACUGCAUAUUGCUAUACUUGAUGGAAAUUAAACUAUUUUUAUUUUGAAAGAAGUUAAUUUAUAUUUUAAGUUCUUUAUGUUUUUCUCCUUUUACCUGAGUUCUUUUCAGUCAUUUUGUGUUGUAAGUUUUUUUUAGGUUGUCAUAUAUUUUUCUUUUUUCGGUUACCAUCCUAGUUUACUGUAAAACAUUUCUUAGAGCAAUAGAUUGGGAAAGAGCCUCGAGACAUCUUUUAGACCAAAUCCUAGAUCUCAGAAAGCCAGUGGACAUUCAGUAAAUACUUGUUGGCCAGGUGCCGUGGCUCACGCCUAUAAUCCCAGCACUUCAGGAGGCCAAGGUGGGAGGAUGGCUUGAGCCCAGAAGUUCAAGACCAGCCUGGGUAACAUAAUGGGAUUCCAUCUCUACAAAAAUAAAAAUAAAAAAAUUAGCCAGGAAUGGUGGUGUGCACCUGUAGUCCCAGCUACUCAGGAGGCUGAGGUAGGAGGAUUCCCUGAGCCUGAGAGGUUGAGGAUGCAGUAAGUGGUGAUCACACCACUGCACUCCAGCCUGGGUUACAGGGUGAGGCCCUGUCUCAAAUAAAUAAAUAAUUAAAACUUGUUAAGUGAAUGAAUAAACUAGGGGGGGCAACUCUGAGAGUGUCUGCCCACAAAUCCUACACAGUGCCUUCAAAUUACUGGGUGCAGUGGCUCACACCUGUAAUCCCAGCACUUUGAGAGUCUGAGAUGGGCAGAUCAUCUGAGGUCAGGAGUUCAAGACCAACCUAGCCGACAUGGUGAAACCCCGUCUCUACUAAAAUACAAAAAUUAGGCGGGUGUGGUGGCAGGUGCCUAUGGCCCCAGCUACUCAGGAGGCUGAGGCAAGAGAAGCACUUGAACGUGGGAGACGGAGGUUGCAGAGAGCCAAGAUCGCACCGCUGCACUCCAACCUGGGCGACAGAGUGAGACUCCGUCUCAGAAAAUAAAACAAAAUACCGAAUGUAAAUCCCUUAACAUUGUGCUGUUGUGCCACAGCUCCUUACAGGUCCCACCUUCCCUCUCACUUUCUGCCCACCCUGUUACCUGCCUGGCCCCUGUAAGCUUUUCUGCUUGUGCUUUUGGAAAUCUUUCAACCACAGUAGCAUGCUUUGUUGCAAACUCUCAGGGACCUAAGCCAGGCAUGGUGGCAUGCACUUGUAAUCCCAGCUACUUGGAGAGGCUGAGGCGGGAGGAUCACUUGAGCCCAGGAGUUCAAGACCAGCCUGGGCAACAUAGCGAGAACAUGUCUCAAAAAUAAAAAGGAAAAAAAGGGGAAAAAAACCCUCCCAGGGACAGAUAUCCACAGCCAGUCUUGAUAAGCUCCAUCAUUUUAAAGUGCAAGGCGGUGCCUCCCAUGUGGAUGAUUAUUUAAUCCUCUUGUACUUUGUUUAGUCCUUUGCGGAAAUGCCCAUCUUAUAAAUUAAUAGAAUUCUAGAAUCUAAUUAAAAUGGUUCAACUCUACAUUUUACUUUAGGAUAAUAUCACGACCAUCACAGAAUGUCUGAGAUGUGGAUUUACCCUAUCUGUAGCUCAGUUCUUCAACCAUUCUUUUAGCAAGGCUAGUUAUCUUCAGUGACAACCCCUUGCUGCCCUCUACUAUCUCCUCCCUCAGAUGGACUACUCUGAUUAAGCUUGAGCUAGAAUAAGCAUGUUAUCCUGGGAUUCCAUAUGGAAUAUUUUAUACAUGAGUGAGCCAUUAUGAGUUGUUUGAAAAUUUAUUAUGUUGAGGGAGGGUAACUGCUGUAACAACCAUCACCAAAUCUAAUCGACUGAAUACGUUUGACGUUUAUUUCUUGUUCACCUGACAGUUCAGUGUUACCUAAAUUUACAUGAACACUCAGAGGCCCACGCUCCUUCAUUUUGGGCUCCACCGACCUCCAAGGUUUCAGGGCCCUCUGCCUUGCCUUCUGCACCCAGAGGGGAAGAGAGUGGAGGAUGCACACGCCCAGGCCUGGAAGCGACGCAUGUGGCUUCCCCGUCCACAGACUUCACCCAUAGUCCAUUGGCCUUCUUAAGUCAUGGACUCCUGCUGAGCUGCCAGGGUGCGUGGGAAAUCCAUGUGACUGUGUGCCCUGGAGGAAGGGGAGCGUUUCGGUGAGCACACAGGAGUCUUUGCCACUAGAUGCUGAUGAGGAUUCCCCACAGCCGAUGAAGCAUGGAGACUCAUCUUGUAACAAACAGAUGAGUUGUUGACAUCUCUUAAGUUUACUUUGUGUGCAGUUUUUAUUCAGAUAGGAAAGGCUGUUAAAAUCUUAACACCUAACUGGAAGAAGGCUUUUAGAGAAGGGUGGUUUUCAGUAAGCCAGUUCUUUCCACAAUCCAAGAAACGAAAUAAAUUUCCAGCAUAGAGCAGUUUGCAGAUAAGGUUUUUGUUGUGGUCUCGCCCAGGCUGGAGUGUAACCGGUGUGGUCAUAGCUCACUACAUUCUCAAACUCCUGGCCUUAAGUCAUCCUCCCGCCUCAGCCUCCCAAAGGCAAGUAAGGUUAAGAAUAGGGGAAAGGUGAAGUUUCACAGCUUUUCUAGAAUUCUUUUUGUUCAAGGGACUCUCAGAUCAUCAAACCCACCCAGAAUCUGCUCAAUUUUCAAGAUUUGCUUAUAAAUAUUUAUAAUAUAAACACUCAAUUGCUAUCUGUUUUUUAGGUUCUCCUCUCUCUCCCAGAACAGUGGUAACAGGAACUCCUGGGGGCUCUCCCUGUUCUUGCAGAUGUGUCAGGAUGUGUUCCUGGGGGGCUCCCAUGCCAGUCCACACCCUCUGUGGUGUAAGCAGGGAUUGGUAAUUAAUGAGAUGCUAAACCCUCCAGAAGUGAGCGCUCAUGUCCCAGAAACACAUCUUCCACCUCAGAAGCCAGUGGGAAAACUAGACUUUGUGUCUGCGUAUUUGUUCUUAAACACACUCUUCUGCAGUCUAACUCUGCUGACCACUUUCCAGUUUGCUCAUAUCAGAAUUUCUUCGGUUCUAAGAUGCAUAUUAUCUUUUUGUAUUCUGACUUGUUAGAAAUUAGAAUAUGUCUUGCAGUCAAUAAAAUCUAUGACAACAUUUUUUUUUCUUAAUGGUUCCUAAAACUCCUAGUUGAUGGUGUCUUGCUUAGGUUUAAUGAAAGAGAUUUUAAUAUAUGGCAUGGUUAUGUUGAGUUGUAUCUCUAUCAGUAUUAAUGGGCUGGGGAUGAUUUAUAUUCAACUGAACCCCCAGGUUCAACAUUUUGUGUUGAAUAUUUAUUUUAUCAGUUAUUCUUUAUCCUGUACUCAUUUUGGAUACUUACUAAAGUAUUGUAUGUAUUUGUUAUAAUAAAAUGGCUUACCGUGUUUGAACACGCUGUGUAUCUGACAAUGUUCUAAGACCUAAUUUGAUCUUCAUGACAACUUCAUAAAAUAGUUACUAUUAUCCUCAAUUCACAAAUGAGAAAGUGAGACACAGAGAUGCUAAGGAAUUGCCCAAAGUCACACAGCUACUGAGUGGCAGAGCCAGGGUCCGGGCCCAGGCAGUGUGGCUCCAGGUGCCGCCCACUCUUGACGUGAUACUUACCGUCAAUGCUCCUUACCAGUUAGGGAUGAGCUGAUUCUCAUAUUUUUCCAAGAUACAUUUUAAUUUUAGCUUUAUUUGCUGUAUCAUCAUCAUCAGUAUCAUCAUCAUCAUCAGUUUUCUUGUUUUAAAAUAGGGUUUGGAGUCUCUUCAAGGCUUUCUGUUUUGGAAAAGUAAAACUUAAAAAUCUAUAGCCAUGUGAAUUAUACUUAUGGAGAAAAAGAGUCUUGUUUUAUUAACAUCAGACAUCUUUGUUCGUACUAAUUAUUUUGGAGUAAUGUUCAGCAUCAGGCUAAUGAUCGAUGGAUAUCACUCAUCCAAUUAUGAUGCAUGGAUUAGACCACGGCCUUAAACUUUGUACGUAGUGUUGAAUAAAUUCAUCUUAGUUGCAGUCUUAUUGUCAUCUAGCUUUGAUACACUUGCCCUUUCAUAUGUCUCUUGUCACUAUUCUGUGUAAGAUUAUAAUCCCAAAUACCACUAUAUGUAUUUUUCUUCAUAUUCUAUUAUUGAACAGUAUUAAUGCUUAAUGUUAAUAUAUAAGUAAUAUAUACAUUUUAAAAAUUA